This is a messenger RNA of Benincasa hispida (wax gourd), 2478 nucleotides long. RefSeq names its product MATE efflux family protein. Gene Ontology annotation, molecular function: antiporter activity; xenobiotic transmembrane transporter activity. Gene Ontology annotation, biological process: xenobiotic detoxification by transmembrane export across the plasma membrane. Gene Ontology annotation, cellular component: membrane. Lineage: Eukaryota; Viridiplantae; Streptophyta; Magnoliopsida; Cucurbitales; Cucurbitaceae. The record is from RefSeq and is a predicted model, not a curated record.
CUUCACCAUAGCUUCAAUCUUCGUCUUCGAUUUCCAUUUCAGGUGAUCAUUCUAUCUUCCUGUUUUCUUCAUUUCUGAUUUCUUCCGUUUUACGAACUGAUUUUGGCAUCCUAUUGCGCCGUCCGAUCUGAGGAAGAAGGAUGUUAAUGCAAAACGCGCGCCGGAAGUUUUUCCGGCGCCUUCUGCCGUACUUUUCCGGCUAAAAACCGCCGACGUUUGGCGGUUCUUACUAACUAAAUGAGUUUUCUUGAAUAGAACCUAAUUUAUAGUAGGUUCGUUACUCGAUUCUCUGUUUGUUUAUCUCGAUCGAGUUUCAAAUGUUAGUGGUCGAUUUGAUUUGAGAUUUGUGUUGUGUGUGAGGUGUGGUGUGGUGUGGUGUUUAUUUGAGUGCCUUGACUUACUUUUCAGAUAUGGAAUUGGUUUGGAUUUUGGAACUUGACUGAUUAUUGUUUAGUUUAUUUGUAGAAGAGUGAGAGUUUUGUUGAAUGCGUUUUGAAAAUGUUAUUUAGAAUUUGUGACUGCUUUUUGAUUUAUUUGUGAGGUAGAAGACAAUGGAAGAAAUGAAGUUGAGUGUGCAUUAUUGCAGUGUUUAUUAAGUACGAAGGAAUAUAUGAUGGAGGCUAUGAGAAAGAGCUAAAGGGAGCCAGUGUAGCAACAAACCUGGCCUACAAAUUCUAAUUUCUUAUACGCCUCGUAGAGAUUUUUUUUUUUUUAAAAAAAUAAUUUCUUGGUUGGAAAAAAUGGAAGACGGAAACCCAGAUGCUUCUUCGAACAAAGCGCUCUCUGUUUCUCAGGUGGUAGAAGAGUCGAAAGAGCUGUGGGGUUUGACCUUUCCAGUCACUGCCAUGAACUUCUUGGUGUUUUUCAGGCAGGUGGUCUCUGUUUUGUUCUUGGGCAGAAUUGGAAGCCUGGAGCUAGCAGGUGGUGCACUUGCUAUAGGAUUUACAAAUAUCACAGGCUAUUCUGUUAUGGUGGGUUUAGCCGCUGGGUUGGAACCCAUAUGCAGCCAAGCCUACGGAAGUAAAAAUUGGGAUCUCCUCUGUCUCUCUCUGCAACGCAUGAUCUUAAUCCUCCUCUUUGCAACUAUACCCAUCGGUUUUCUCUGGCUCAACCUUGACAACAUCAUGGUAUUUUUAGGUCAAGAUCAACAAAUCACAAGUAUGGCGGCUAUUUACUGUAUUUAUUCUCUUCCGGACCUUUUAACAAACACCUUGUUGCAACCGUUAAAAAUAUUUCUGAGGUCACAAAAGGACACGAAACCCAUGAUGUAUUGCACUCUAGUAGCAGUUGGCCUUCAUGUGCCUCUGAACUAUAUGAUGGUGGUGGUGCUGGGGAUGGGGAUACAAGGAGUGGCAAUGGCUUCGGUGCUCACAAAUUUGAACAUUGUGGGAUUGAUGUCCGGAUACGUGUGGGUGUGGGGAAGGAAAGGGGAGAUGAGAUGGACGUUGAAGUUGGGAGAGGUUUGUGGAGGCGUGGGGCCAGUGAUGAAAUUGGCUGUACCGAGUUGCUUGGGAAUAUGUUUGGAGUGGUGGUGGUAUGAAAUAGUGACAGUGCUGUCUGGUUAUUUAUCCAAUCCAACGUCGGCUGUGGCCGCCACUGGGAUUCUCAUCCAAACUACAAGCAUGAUGUACACCGUUCCCCUUGCUCUCUCUGGUUGCGUCUCCACCAGGGUAGGGAAUGAACUGGGAAGUGGAAAGCCAUGGAAAGCGAAAGUUGCAGCAAUGGUAGCAUUGGGAUGCGCAUUUGUGAUAGGCGUAAUCAACGUGACGUGGACGGUGAUUCUUAGGCAGACAUGGGCCACACUUUUCACACAUGAUGUCUUGGUUAAAUCAUUGGUCUCUUCUGCUUUGCCAAUCAUAGGCCUCUGUGAGCUUUUCAACUGCCCCCAGACCACCGGCUACGGCAUCCUACGUGGCACUGCCCGUCCUGCUGUGGGUGCUCGUAUCAACUUGGCUUCCUUUUACCUUGUGGGCACCCCUGUUGCUGUGGGCCUCGCCUUUGGGCUUAAACUUGGCUUUGUCGGGCUUUGGUUUGGGCUUCUCUCGGCCCAAGUCGCUUGUGCUGUGUCCAUGCUCUAUGUGGUUCUUGCCAACACUGAUUGGGAGGCUGAGGCUUUGAAGGCUAAGAAGCUUGCUGGUUUGGAAAUGACUGCCACUAGUGCUGCUCAGGAGGAAAGUAAGGAGUUGCUUGUCGAUGAAAAUGGCCAUCAACAUUAUAUUUUCUAGAGAGAAAAACUGUAUUUUUUUUUUUUUUUUUGGCUUUUUGGCUUUUUGGAUUUUUGGGUGUGGGUUUAACACCUUAGAGAAUGUUGUAGAGUUCCAAGUGAUGAAUGAUGGGUUGUUGUCAGUUGGGGAAAGGUUUUGAAUCAGUGCUGUGCUUCUGAUUUUGUGUAAGGUCUUCAAUUAUGUUUCUUUGCUUUUUUGUCUUGUGAUCAUGCACAACUUUUGAUUUAAAGGUUCCAAGUGAUUCUUAUGUUGU